UUUUGUUAAAGCACGGUUCGGGCCAAAGUGCUGCUGAGCCACAUUGGUUUGGACAAAAUCUGCCGUCCAUGGUGGCCGGAGCUGGUUCAACGAAUCCACCGUCGAAGUCUUCCUCCACUUUCUUCUCAUAUUCCCAUUCAUCAUCGUUGGCAUAGAUGAUGAAGUUGAUCAAGUCUAACAUUCACCCUUUAAAUUCACGUGGUCUUUCUCUACAAUGCCAAUGCCAUCUCCCUCGUUCCCAACCCGGAAAUCCCACCCCAACAUCUGCAUCGUCAAACCCCUUUUCUCCAGCACUUCCCUAUCCGACGCCGUUUCUUCUCUCGACCUAUUGCGCCUCAAGGGCAUUCGCUUACCCUCUCACAUUCUCGCCACCCUCUUGCGCCACUGCUCCAAAACCAGGUCUUUUCGAGAGGGCAAGUUGAUUCACCUCCACUUGAAGCUCACCGGCUUCAAACGCCCCCCAACGCUUCUAGCCAACCACUUGAUCGCUAUGUACUUCAGCUGCGGCGAUUUCGUUCAGGCACGCCAGGUGUUCGACAAAAUGGACGAUAGAAAUUUGUUUACUUGGAACAAUAUGCUUUCUGGGUAUGCUAAAUUGGGCAUGAUGAAGCAGGCUAGGAGCAUAUUCUAUCGAAUGCCUCACAAGGAUUAUGUGUCUUGGAAUUCAAUGGUGUCUGGGUAUGCGCAUCGUGGCAGAUUUGACGAGGCUUUGAGAUUUUAUCGACGGUUUAGAAGAUUGGAUGUGGGGUAUAACGAGUUUAGUUUUGCCAGUGUCUUGAUUGUUUCUGUAAAGUUGAAGGAAUUUGAACUUUGUAGGCAGAUCCAUGGGCAGGUUUUAGUAGUUGGGUUUUUGUCCAAUGUGGUUAUAUCCAGCUUAAUUAUUGAUGCUUAUGCAAAAUGUGGAAAGAUGGAAGAUGCAAGAAGAUUAUUUCAUGACAUGCCUGCAAGGGAUGUUCGUGCAUGGACAACACUAGUUUCGGCUUAUGCCGCAUGGGGCGACAUCGAAUCGAGCGCCGAGUUGUUUAGUCAGAUGCCUAAAAGCAACCCCUGUUCGUGGACAUCUUUGAUUAGAGGUUACUCUAGAAAUGGUAUGGGUCAUGAAGCACUUGGUGUGUUUAGAGAGAUGAUCAAGCACCAAGUUAGACCUGAUCAAUUUACGUUCAGUACUUGCCUAUUAGCUUGUGCUACUAUUGCUUCACUGAAGCAUGGUAAACAAAUACAUGCGUUUUUGGUGCGAAAUAGCAUCAAACCUAAUACUGUUGUAAUUAGUGCUAUUGUUGGCAUGUAUUUGAAGUGUGGAAGGUUGGAAACUGCCAGGCGAGUCUUUAAUUCCACUAGAAAUAAGCAGGAUGUAGAGUUGUGGAACACGAUUUUAUCAACACUGGUCCACUGUGGCUAUGUCACAGAAGCAAUUAUGAUGCUUUAUAAUAUGCUAAGAUCAGGAGUGAAGCCAAAUAGGACCACUUUUGCCGUCAUUUUGAAUGCUUCUUGUCAUUCUGGUCUUGUACAGGAAGGGCUUCGGUUAUUCAAGUCCAUGCCUAGUGAGCAUGGUGUCGUCCCUGACCAACAGCAGUACGCAGGCUUAACUAAUCUUUUUUAUGAAGCUGGGUGUUUUAAUGAAUCAGUGAAUGAUCUGCAGAUGAUGGAUUCUAAGCCAGAUGACCAUGUAUUGUGUCGAUUGCGUGGGAAUAUAGAUCAUGGGAGAGAAGUCGCUGUACUCCUUAUCAAAUUGCAGCCACAAUCCUUUGAAACCUACAAAUUACUUUCAAGUAUUUAUGCUGCACUUGGGAAAUGGGAUUUGGUUGAGAAAAUAAGACAUAUUUGUCGUGAGAGACAGGGGAGAAAAGAGCAGAUCAUUAGUUGAAUUGACAUUGAUAAUAAGGCUAACACUUCACUGUAUUGGAUGUAUCACCCUCUGAACGAACCAAUGUGCUCGCCUUUGUGGCACUUAAUUAAGUAGCAACAUUGGAAGACCAUGUACCAGUGCCUAACUUGAGAAUGUGAAAGUUAGGGAUUUUUGCCAGUGAUCAAUUUUUGUAGAGAGCAGGAAUAUAUAUUCCAUUGACUAAGUCACUAUUC
Messenger RNA from Vigna radiata var. radiata (mung bean), 2079 nucleotides. Its product is annotated as pentatricopeptide repeat-containing protein At2g21090. The coding region runs from base 215 to 1864 and encodes 549 amino acids. The record is from RefSeq and is a predicted model, not a curated record. Gene Ontology annotation, biological process: RNA modification. Gene Ontology annotation, molecular function: RNA binding; protein binding. The transcript has a single exon. Lineage: Eukaryota; Viridiplantae; Streptophyta; Magnoliopsida; Fabales; Fabaceae.